This is a messenger RNA of Toxoplasma gondii ME49, 4027 nucleotides long. RefSeq lists its product as hypothetical. The record is from RefSeq and is a predicted model, not a curated record. Bases 550 to 3414 code for a protein of 954 amino acids. Lineage: Eukaryota; Apicomplexa; Conoidasida; Eucoccidiorida; Sarcocystidae. The transcript is spliced from 3 exons.
UUUCAGUCUGCUGUUACCUGGCAAACGUUGCUUCUUCUUCACUGAGGUUUCACCCACAUUCUCGGCGGAUACAAAUGCUUUGCUUCCGAAGUUCUUUUCCACUCUGUUCCGUAUGACUCUGCAAGAUGCAAGAAACAAGGAUUCACGGCGGUUCUUCUAAGCCUUCGAGCUGAUGAGUUGCCUAUCUCACACCCGGUAAGAGCAUCGAUUCUUCUCCCUGGGAUUUGUCGCUGUCCCUCCCUUUAUGAGCCGAUUGACGUUUGAGUCGUGACUGUGUCGCAGCGGAAACCGCUUGGUCUCCAACGAAAGGAUUCUCUCUCGUUACGUCUCGACCGUACUGAAAGUGGAACUGCAAGUUUGAAUCGCGUCCACCCUCUCGGUGAAGAGACACUCUUUGCACCUGUCCCAAAUGGACGCCCAAGAGGUCUCUGUGCCUCAUCUCCCGCAGCGUUUUCAUGUCCUUCUGUCGCAGUCUGAGAACCUCAGCAGCAACGAAGUCGCACAGCUUCGCUCGACUUGGAAACUCAACUGGAGGGACGCGACAUACAGAUGGUUGAGUCUGUCUUGUCACGACAUCUUCCCUUCUCUCCCUCUUCCUCUGCGUCGCGUUCCUCUCUCUCUCUCUCGCCGGCGCCCCAUCGCUCUUCUCUCUGCCUGUAUCAGGAGGCGAAGCAAGCGAGUCCACGAGAGGACCGAGACCUCGAGGUGUACAGGCACCCGGCGGACUGCUUCCGGAGGCCGAUUCUGCAUGACCUCCUGAACGAUCCGCUGCUCGUUUCCCUUCUCGUUUCGUUUCUUCCUUCGAGCGCAGAUGUCCGAGCGCUCCUCGUCGCCUCUCUUCCUCCCUCUUUGUCUUCGAAUGAAAGCCAAGAUGGAAGUCUCUCACUCUCGUCUGCACAGACUUCGAGUCAAGCGUCGCCAGGCCAUGUGGAGUCUCCCCACCUAGCUGCUGAACCGUGUGAAUCCGCUGCAAGCGACAAGUCUCCGACUUGUUUAAACAAAGAGCGUGAGGACUCGCAGCUUUUGUCGCUCUGUGACAUCUCGUCUGCCACCGAAGCCCGGACUCUGCAUGCAGAGAAGAAGCGUCUGCAAGAUGAAGAAGCUCUCGACGACAGAGAGAGAAGCCUUCGGCACAUCCGCAGCGGCUCUCGUCCCGACUCGUUUUCUCCUUCUUCUUCCUCUUCUUCUUUCUCUUCUUCUUUCUCUUCUUCUUUCUCUCGGUCUUUCGUCAGACUCUCUCCGGGCACUGUAGCUUGUUUCUACCACUCGCUCUGCAUGCGGAGCGCAGGCUUUAAAGAGCGCGCGUCUGCCUCGCCGCGUCACGGGCAGGAAAAGCUGCUGCGUCUUCAGCCUGCCCGUGGAUCUUCUGCCUUUUCGCAGGAAGGCGGGUGUCUCCACGCCCUCGCCCUCCAUCGAGGCGACGAAAUAACGAGUGCUCGCCAUUGGAGAGAGGUAUACUUUUCUCGCGUUCACGGUGUCUCUUGCGAGGACUGUGGCGCAGAGCUUUGCCAGAGCAAUUCAGGCGAACAGAAUGCGCCAGAAAGGGGCGAACAGAAUGCGCCAGAAAGGGGCGAACAGAAUGCGCCAGAAAGGGGCGAACAGACUCCAGUGAGGGCCGAAGGCGCAGGAGACACCCCUGCCCCACAGAGCGGUUCCUCGACCUCUCUCGAACUCGCUUUAAUACCCAGUGAGACGCAUGCAGAGGCGCCUGCGUCAGGGUCUGCUUCCUCCGAGGCAAGGGGGCCUGUCUGUGGAGCGUUUCUGUCUUUACAAAGCUCGGUUGCCUUGCCGUCGCCUUCUUCGAAGUGUAUCCAUCUGUGUGAGGACUGCCGACAGACGCUGUUGCCCCGCAGAGAAGUCGCGUACACUGUAGCGCGCAUCCUCGCGGACGUGGACAUGCUUGUCCGCAACGAGAUGCAUGCGAAUGAGAGGGGAGGCGCGAGAGAAGGAAGCCGAAAGCGGAGGCGAGAGGACUUGGAGAGAGGAGCAGGAGGUCGACAGUCAGUCGACGGGGAGGUCAGGCGCCUGCCGAGUCGAAGGGAAGUAGAGAGAGGAGGUGCCGACGCGCAAGAGGCUGCGCCGAGGUACAUCCAGAAGGCGGGAGCGGGGGUCAUGAAGUUGGCUGACGACCCAAAGUCUUGUUCUUGGUCUCACAAGACUCGCAACUUGCUCUCGCAGUCGGUGGGAGAAACUGUGGCCGACUUGUUCCUUCACGGAGGCCUUUUUGUGGCGAAACGGAAAUUUCGAAAACUGGUGAAGCUACACAAACAAUUGGUUGCCGCUCUGCUGCAUGCGCUGCGCCGGCAGAUUCGCCAGGAGCUCCUUCAGGCGGUUGGAUUCGACUUUUUUCGUCGCGUUCUCGCGCCGCUCCUGGAGAAUCCGUCUGCCUGUUUCCAGGCGUCCACGGAGAGCCUGGAGACCGUGAAGGAGAGAGCUGCAGCGAGGAGAACUCGACGAGAAGCCAGCACAAGAUGCGGAGGAAAGGCGCUAGGGUGGAGGAGCUCCAUGGGAAAGGAGAGAGAACUGGAGCGAGACACACACCAAGGUAAUGCGCCAUUCAGCGACGAGUUCCGCGUCCUCUUCCACUUCUCAGAAAGCGAAAAGCAAGACCUGAAUCUGCUCCUCCACCGCUGCUUCCGCGGACUGGCCAAACCGGCAGUAUCUAUACUGCACAACACCCUCGGGCCGGUCGACGCGGAGGCGGCUGGCGACUCCGAACAGAAGUUUCAGGAAGCUGGGGACGAUUUGUGGGAGAUGAAUGCGAGUGCCACUGCAGGAGUCAAGAACAUCUACGCUACGCAAACUUCCUUCCUGCUUCUCGUCAAACGGUUCCACCGCCUCCUGGAACACCCGGAUCUGCCGCUGCUGCAUGCCCUGUACGUACAGCGCGUCCAGACGGUCGACCUCAUUCCUCUGCCCGUUUCGGCUUCGCGCCGUUCUCUCUCUCCUUCUCACAGCGUGUCUCCAGCAUCUCUCGUCUCCUGGGAAGAAGCGCAGGGAGACAACGGGAGAGAGACAGAGGACCAGAAGAAAGCCGGCUGCGAGAGAGAAGAAGGACGCGGCAUUCAGCGAGACUGCAGGUCGGGCGUCUUCUUCACGACUUUGGAAGGACGGACGUUGACCGGACUGUGGUCCAGAAGAAAGGACGACGUCGAGCUCGUCUGCUGCUGGCGCGUCCUCGAGUGUAUCUGCGCCUUUCUCUUCGACCGCAGGAGCAGAAAGCCUGUUCGCUGUCACAGGAGAACUCUGGAGGCGCGCCAGCUGAUCGACCAGCUGUAUCGCCUGGUCCAGCACCCCACAGCGGAGACAGAGAGUCUCUUCUCGCCCUUUGUCUCCGUGGGAGAGUCCCGAAGCGGGCAGCUUCUGCUGUCUGAAGAAAACGAGGCAGACACCACUGGACUGAGACUCCACUGAACUGAAGUUUCAACUCGUUUCCUCCGUGCAGUGUUUCCACGUUUCUCUUCGGUUCCUAGAAGAAGCUUCUUUUCCACCGCGUUUCCUCUUCGCACAGAAAGUUGAUGUCCGCAAAAGUCUUCAAAGGCGGACAGCGUCUCCUCCCGUCAGUCUCCCUUCCGUGUCGAGGGCCGAUGCAUUCGUCUUCGAAGGAGUCGCACUGCUGGACAGAGGUUCGGCUUCUCUUCGUUUUUCAAUUCGCCUUCUUUGUGAGGCACACAAGUCUCCUACAUUUCCUACGUCCACAGCGCGAGGAAAAACGAGCGUUGACGUUUUUCAGUCUGGUCAAUUCACAGCCCCCCUCUCACUGCCACAGCCCCCGCUUUUCAGCGUAACUUUGCUCACUCUGUCAAUUCCUUUCCUUGCAGUGACCUCAAUCUACAGUAAUCUUUCUCUAUCAACAUGCGUGUAGAUAUGGAUUUUCUAAUGACAACAGAGAAUGGCUGCUUUAGAAUGCGGCACAGAGUCUCUCCUCUCCAUUGAAAGCAAUCACCCUCUCUCUCUCUCUCUAUAUAUAUAUAUAUAUAUAUAGAUAGACAUAGUGAUUUUUAUGCGUCAGAUCCGGAGGAAGGUU